UUGUCCUCGCAGGAUAUGAAGAAGGUCCCUCCUUUGGCCCUCAUAGCGACGGCGCGCUCUGUUGACAUCCUUGGCCUGGACUUGAAGCGGAGCCAAGGCGGGAAGUGGAACCCCAGACACUUGCCUUUUGGUGUGCCCCUUGACAGCCUGCUGGAAGUUGACCACAAAGUCCUCCCCAGCAUCCAGAUCCCACUGCUCCUGCAAGCCCUGCUGGCCUGUUUGGAGAAGAGAGGGCUGGAUGCAAAAGGCAUUCUCAGGGUGCCUGGGUCCCAGGCCAGGGUCAAGGGGCUGGAACAAAAGCUGGAGAGAGACUUCUAUGCUGGCCUUUUCAGCUGGGAUGGGGUUCACCCCAAUGAUGCCUCCGAUUUGCUCAAAAGAUUCCUGCGGAAGCUGCCAGUGCCUCUGCUCACUGCCGAGUAUCUCCCAGCCUUUGCUGCUGUGCCCAACCUCCCUGACCUGAAACAGCGCCUGCAGGCUCUUCACCUGCUCAUUCUCCUCCUCCCGGAGCCCAACCGAAACACCUUAAAGGCACUCCUGGAAUUCCUCAGGAAGGUGGUGGCCCAGGAACAGCACAACAAGAUGACUCUUUGGAACGUUUCCAUGGUGAUGGCCCCUAAUCUCUUCCUGCACCAAGGGCAUCCCCCCAAGCUCCAUAAGGGUGAAAAGCAGCUGGCAGAGGGUGCAGCUGAGGUGCUGUGCAUAAUGGUACACUACCAGGACCUGCUCUGGACGGUGGCCUCUUUCUUGGUGGCCCAGGUGCGAAAACUGAAUGACAGUAGCAGCCGGCGCCCCCAGCCCUGCGAUGGAGGCCUCGAGACUUGGCUUCGGAGGACACACGUGGAUAGGGACAAGACGAGGGACCUCCUUGAGGCGACUCCCAAAGUAGCAAAGAUCCAGGCGGCCUGGCCUAGCAAGAACCCGUUCCAAGUGCCUCUGACCCCCAGCACCCAAGUGGCCCAUGUCCUGAAGCAGUUUUCCGAGGACAUCAGCCCUGGGUCACAGAAUGAAGAGGGCUGUGAGGACCAGGACAGCCUCCUCCCAGACAACAGGUCCAUGGAGUCAGCCAACUUCAUCCUCUAUGAAGUUGGAGGAAAUAUCAGUGAGCAUUGCCUGGACUCAGAUACCUACCUCUUAGACCUGCAUCGCGCCAACCCCCAUGGUGAGUGGGUCAUUAAACAGAGCCCCACCUGA
This is a messenger RNA of Castor canadensis (American beaver), 1191 nucleotides long. Lineage: Eukaryota; Metazoa; Chordata; Mammalia; Rodentia; Castoridae. The record is from RefSeq and is a predicted model, not a curated record.